Molecule: messenger RNA, 1746 nt
Organism: Suricata suricatta (meerkat)
Lineage: Eukaryota; Metazoa; Chordata; Mammalia; Carnivora; Herpestidae
Gene: XKR9
Product: XK related 9
Exons: 6
Coding region: 580-1701 (373 amino acids)
Biological process (GO): engulfment of apoptotic cell; phosphatidylserine exposure on apoptotic cell surface; apoptotic process involved in development
Cellular component (GO): plasma membrane
Source: RefSeq, a predicted model, not a curated record
ACUAGUUUAAGAUGAUACACUGAAGAGAGAAGAGAAUGCUAAGGACUUCUUGGGGUGAGAGAGUCCCAGCCAAGACAGACUCUAUCCUAGCUCUUAGGGUCAUGGGUCCCGGGUUACAGCCCAGAACGCGCACCACCCUACUGGACAGCCGCUCGACGCGCUGCAGGACAGCCGACAUCCCGGAUUCCACUACCCGCCAAGGCUCGGUGACCGGAGCGCGGAACUUUGAAGAAGAAAUAAAAGAUGCCAAGGAUGAAGAUUUUCCAGAAGGGACUUUGAGUUAAAGAAGGCUUUUUAUACUUGACAAGUAUUGUCAUCUGUAACGAAGAUCAUUGAGAAACAGAAAAUUGAAUGAAGACUUUUAACAUUGGACCUGGAUAGGAGAUUUAGAAAAGAAAAUUAAAAUUAGUCAGUUUGGUUUUAGGGUUCUGAUCUCACAAUAUUUAUUCUUUCCUCUGAAUAUAUUCAAGGAGUAGCAAUUAAAACUCAUUGCUAUCCUAAUGGACACAAAUAUUUGUUCUUUUGUGUGUAUGUGUGUGAGAUAAAAAAGUAGAUAACCAAGAGCUAUAGUAAUUCAUAAUGAAAUACACUAAAUUGAAUUUUAUGAUGUCAGUUCUUGGCAUUGUAAUCUAUAUAACUGAUUUAAUUGUGGACAUCUGGGUAUCUGUCAGGUUUUUCUAUGAAGGACAAAAUGUUUUUGGUAUUUUAAUAGUAAGCUUUAUGUUCUUUGGAACACUUGUGGUACAGUGUUUUAGUUAUUCUUGGUUCAAGGCCGAUUUAAAGAAAGCAGGCCAAGAAAGUCAGCAUUGUUUUCUUCUACUUCAUUGCUUGCAAGGAGGAGUUUUUACAAGGUAUUGGUUUGUCUUGAAAAAUGGUUAUCAUGUGGCUUUCAAAUACAACAGCAAAACUGAUAAGUUCAUGGAAGAACAGUUUGAUCCGCAUAAGGAAGUUAUGGAUAGAAUGACUGACCUGAGCAUGCUCAGGCUACUUGAGGCCUACCUGGAAGGCUGCCCACAACUGGUUUUGCAGCUCUACACUGUUCUGGAACAUGGUCAAGCAAAUUUCACUCAGUAUGCUGCCAUCAUGGUUUCUUGCUGUGCUAUUUCUUGGUCGACUGUUGAUUAUCAAAUAGCUUUAAGAAAAUCCUUGCCUGAUAAAAAUCUCCUUAGUGGAUUCUAUCCCAAACUCACAUACCUCUUUUACAAAUUGUUUACAUUAUUAUCUUGGAUGCUGAGUGUUGUACUUCUUUUAUUCAUAAAUGUUAAGAUUGCAUUAUUUCUGUUGUUAUUUCUUUGGUUUUUAUGGAUAUUAUGGGCAUUUAAAAAGCAAACUCAGUUUUGUGCUUCUAUAAGUAUGGAAUUCUUAUACAGAGUUAUUGUUGGAUUCAUACUUAUCUUCACAUUUUUUAAUAUUAAGGGACAGAACACCAAAUAUCCAAUGUUUUGUUAUUAUAUUUUAAGGGUACUGGUCACACUGGGAAUAUUGAUUGUGUUUUGGGUUUGUCCAGUCUCUAUUUUUAAUUCAGAUUAUUUUAUACCUAUUAGUAUAGCUAUAGCUCUUGCUCUUGUUCUUGGAAUUAUUUUUCUUAUUGUUUAUUAUGGGACUUUGCACCCAAACAGAAAUGAAGAAACAAAACCUGAUGAAACUGAUGGAAUAGCAGCUGAAAGAGAUUGUAGAAUGAAAUAUUUUCUAAUGGAAUAGCUAUUUAUGAGAUAUUUUAUUUUUUGUUUCAUUGGUUAGUAAAGA